AUGACCGCCAUUGAUAAAGGCCGAGUGUUAUCUGGGCUUCUUGGGCGUCUUCCGGCCGAAGUACUCAACCAAGUAUUCCACCAACUGCCCAACAUCGACUUAAAAACUCUGCGCCAAACAUGCACUUACAUCAAAGACUCCACGCAUCUUCGCCUUAGCCGUCUCUUUCUCUCGCCCAAUUUGCGCGAUAUAGAGGUCUUCAAAGCUGUAGCAAACCACAAAGCCUUUCGGCUCCAGGUCACAGAGAUCAUCUACGACGAUGCACGUUUUGAUGCAGCCCACGAAAUGGAGUGGACCUCAUGGUAUAACGAAGAAAAGGAUAUCGGCGAGGUCACUGGAGUUCCUGAAUGGUAUCGUCACAUCUACCGUGGGAAUCGCGAGGAUAUAAGGAGGUACAGUCCUCACCAUUCACAGGCCAAAGAAGCCUUGGAACAUCUCCUCAGCCCGGCAGAAGCAUUUAAGCAUUUCAAGAGGUUAUGGCAGGGACAACAAGAGACUAUUGCGACCAACAGAGACGCCGAUGCGUUAAAGUAUGGGAUGCUACGGUUUCCCAAUCUGAGAAAAGUGGUAGUUAGUCCUGCGGCUCAUGGAAGACCUUCACUGCCGUGGUAUCUCACACCUACUAUCAGAUCACUCCCACGCGGUCUCCUUUACCCUAUUGAGCGUGGAUGGCCUCUUAAUGAGGAUCCUUCCAACUUUCCCGAAGCGAGGGAUUGGGAUGGCUUGGAGAAGGAUAAAUGGCGCGGCUAUUGUCUAGUCAGUCGUAUCGUCGCCCAACACCUACGGGAGAACCCGGAGAGCAAACUUGCUGAAUUGGCUGUUGACACCAACCAGCUCCGAACAGGGAUUAGUUGCCGUAUAUUCGAUGACACCGAAAACAGCGAGAUCAAAGACCUGAAGGCCACCCUAAGUCAUCCUGGGUUCGCGAGCCUUGACCUCUCUCUACACUGCGGCAACCAGUGUGAGAAGAACUGGUGCUCUUUUCGAAGUAACCAUUUGCGGAAAACUCUUGCCAUGGCGAGGGAUAUCCAACAUUUUAUUGACGAAUUUGAUGAAUCUGACUCUGACGACUAUCACGACCCUGAUGCAGAGGAAGUAGACCACUUUAUUCCUUUGCAAACCAUCUUGCCUGUUAACGACUGGCACCAACUUCGACACUUCGGCCUCUGUCGAUUCAUCGUCAAAAAAGACGACGUCAUAAAUGUUCUUGAAAUUUUAUCGCCAACUCUAGAGUCUGUUGAACUGAGCUACUUGAUCUUCAUGCCCGAUAGUGGCGAUUAUCACAGCUUGGUGCAAGACAUGCGGCAGAAGCUGGACUGGCGCGAGCGGAAGGCAGAAAACCAGUCUAAAAUAGUUGUUCGCGUUGACGUUCGAUUUGGCAGUGUUCAUGGCGCUUACAUGAUGGAUGUUAGCCGGGAGGUGACCAGUUUCAUGUAUCAAGAUGGCGAGAACCCAUUUGGCGAAGCUGAGGGAAGUGUUGAGCAUCCGUAUGUUCCUCAGAGCGAUACCCCUGAAGGUAAUGGGAGGCUCUUGGAUUCAUUUGAUCCCAGUUUUGAGAGACCUAAUGCUAGCAUGCUUGCAACGCAAGGCCGAUAG
This is a messenger RNA of Fusarium musae, 1596 nucleotides long. RefSeq lists its product as uncharacterized. The coding region runs from base 1 to 1596 and encodes 531 amino acids. The record is from RefSeq and is a predicted model, not a curated record. Gene Ontology annotation, molecular function: protein binding. Lineage: Eukaryota; Fungi; Ascomycota; Sordariomycetes; Hypocreales; Nectriaceae. The transcript has 2 exons.